AUGCAAGCGUGGCUUCAAGGAAUGGGGUUCCCGAUGGGCACGGGGCAAAUGCUCGGAGGUCGAUACGACCAGAACUUCGUGGUGAGCAUUUCUCAUUUCUUCCUUUCCGGAAAUGUUCGCCAACUUGUUCGGAGGGCGUCGAAACACUCCUCGCCAUUUCGAUUUCAUCGUCCAAAUCAUCUGGAGACUAUCAGUAUCAGGUCAAUUUGCAGGUCUACUCGGCCGUUUUCCUUCCGAAUGCCACUCAAAGCAGGACCACCGAAAUAAACUACGGAGGAAAGAUCCUGCUGCCGGGAUCGGCGCUUGACCUUCUGCUCAGAUUGAACAUCCAGUACCCGAUGCUUUUCAAAGUACCGAAAUGAAUGGAUUACGCUCAUGACAUGGAAGUUUUCAGCUGACCAACAUGGCCACGGAGGGAGUUACCCACUGCGGAGUGCUCGAGUUCUCCGCUCCGGAAGGACAGGCGAUCCUGCCGCAAUGGAUAAUGGAGCAGCUGGGACUGACCGACGGAGACAGCGUCAGAAUUGAAUCGGCCACUCUUCCGAAGGCCACCUUCGCCAAGCUCAAGCCGAUGUCUUUGGAGUUCCUGAACAUCACGAAUCCAAAGUAAACCUGACCUUUAUUGCAGAAUUGAAAACCUUAUUUUUUCAGAGCUGUGCUCGAAGUUGAGCUGCGAAAGUACGCGUGUCUCACGAAGAACGACCGUAUUCCUACCUCCUACGCCGGCCAGACCCUCGAGUUCCUUGUCGUUGACGUGAAGCCGGCCAACUCGGUGUGCAUCAUCGAAUGCGACGUCAACCUGGACUUCGAUGCCCCGGAAGGAUACGUGGAACAACCGAGACAAGCGAGCACGGCCGUCAACGUGAAGCCGCCUGCUCCACCUGCGUCCGCGUUCACUGGAAACGGUCAAAGCGUCGGAAACAAUGGAGGCGCAUCCAGUGCCACGUCGACAGUAUUCGGAGGAACGGGACGUCGUCUCGACGGAAAGAAGAAGCCCGCCUCGUCCGUGUCGUUGUGCUCCGAAGCGAACGGAGCAAGCACCAGCGAUGCGGCCGCGCUGGCCAACGACUUGCCGGCCAUUCCGCCCGUCGUCGUAAACGAGGACUACAAACCAGGUACGAAAAUUGCCAUUUUUUUCUCAUAUCAAAAGUCCAUAAUUAUCAUUUUCAGGCCGUGUAUCGUUCGUCCGAUACGACUACAAACGGGUCGACGUUUUGGAGAAGGAGCUCCGCGAGCGGGAAGCCAACCAGAAGCUGCUGCCAACGAAGGCUUUCCAGGGAGGCAACCGCACCCUGAGAGGAAACCGCUAA
Molecule: messenger RNA, 1310 nt
Organism: Caenorhabditis sp. 36 PRJEB53466
Lineage: Eukaryota; Metazoa; Nematoda; Chromadorea; Rhabditida; Rhabditidae
Source: the annotation of a GenBank genome assembly